Molecule: messenger RNA, 1113 nt
Organism: Prunus armeniaca (apricot)
Lineage: Eukaryota; Viridiplantae; Streptophyta; Magnoliopsida; Rosales; Rosaceae
Source: the annotation of a GenBank genome assembly
AUGCAAAUGAGUGGGCGAAACGUAAAUGUAAACUCAGUUUUCUACGCGGAGGCGUAUCAUCCGGUUCAAGCGGGAAGCAUAGACGGCACAGACAUUCUCCCUCACGACAACGCUGUCUACAGAGCCUUCCUUUGCUCCUCCGCUGGCCUCUAUGACCCCUUGGGCGAUCCCAAGCUCAUCGGCGAUCCUUAUUGCACCCUCUUCGUCGGUCACCUCUCUCACCUCACCACCGAACAAUCUCUUCGCAAGGCUUUGAGCAAGUAUGGUCGAGUGAAGGACUUGCGCUUGGUCAGGCACAUUGUAACUGGUGCCUCACGCGGCUAUGCGUUUGUUGAAUAUGAAACCGAAAGGGAGAUGCAGCGUGCAUAUAAGGAAGCCCACCAUUCCUUUAUUGAUGAUUCUGAAGUUAUAGUUGAUUACAACAGACAGCAGUUGAUGCCAGGUUGGAUUCCAAGAAGAUUAGGAGGGGGUCUUGGUGGUAAGAAGGAAUCUGGACAACUUCGUUUCGGAGGACGUGAAAGACCAUUUCGAGCUCCCCUGCGUUCAAUCCCAUAUGAUGAUUUAGAGAGACUUGGGAUCCCACCUCCUCCAGAAGGAAGAUACAUGUCACGCUAUCAGCAUAUAGUAGCAACUGCUCAAAGCAGUCUAGAUAAUUUAGUUUUGGAGCAUUACCAGAUCUCUACUCCGAAACUUCUGUCACAGUCUUUGUUUCUUAUCUAUGUUUGUAGGUCCCAUCCCCACCCAGAAGGAAAAGGAGCUCUGUGGAUAGGGAGGAAGGUAUUCAUAAAAGGUCCAUGGAGAGGGGAGCGAACAUGCGCAAAAGCAGUCCUGUGGAGAAGGAAGAAAGGUCUCACAAAAGACCUAUGGACCCAGAGGACCAUUCAUUCAAAAGGAGCUCUGUUGAGACAGAACACCAUCGCAACAGGAGCACUGUUGACAGAGCAGAGCGCUCUCACAAGAGGACCUCGAGGGAUAGGGAUGAUCGUUCUCACAAGCGGCACAAGUCCCAUCGCCAUGAGAGAUCCACUAGCCAUGAUCACUAUUAAGAUUUGCAAUUGGGAAAGGCACCAAGGAGUUAUAGAAAGACCCACUAAGGAGAGGAGUCACUACUAG